Branchiostoma belcheri (Belcher's lancelet) is the source of this 2522-nucleotide messenger RNA. RefSeq names its product glutamate receptor ionotropic, delta-1-like. Gene Ontology annotation, cellular component: plasma membrane; postsynaptic membrane. Bases 40 to 2151 code for a protein of 703 amino acids. The transcript has 13 exons. The record is from RefSeq and is a predicted model, not a curated record. Gene Ontology annotation, biological process: monoatomic ion transport; synaptic transmission, glutamatergic; modulation of chemical synaptic transmission. NCBI's taxonomy places the organism in Eukaryota, Metazoa, Chordata, Leptocardii, Amphioxiformes, Branchiostomatidae. Gene Ontology annotation, molecular function: glutamate-gated receptor activity; transmitter-gated monoatomic ion channel activity involved in regulation of postsynaptic membrane potential.
CAAACGUUAAUCAUUGAGGGAACGACUCACUCAUGGGACAUGCUGAUACUGAGAGUAUCUUCAAAAGAUGAACUGAACAGCAAAUAUUUCCGGAAGAAACUGAAGUCCAUCGAUGAAAGAAACUUCAGAUACAACAACGUGGUGGUAUUAUGUUCACCGGAAACAACAGUUGAAGUUUUGUACCAGGCAAAUGAGAUGCACAUGGUUGGGAACCAGUAUCUCUGGGUGAUUGCAAAUGAGGAAAUAAGUGAUCGACAUUUAGACAGCAUCAAUAUCACGACUGGCAUGAUCACAGGUAUCAGGAAGAGAAUAUCAACAGUAGGCGGACACUUAAAUGACUUCUUGGCGCACCUUCAGAAAAUGCAUCCUGGAUACUCUCUCAACUUUAUCCUCCCAACAUUACAAGACUUUCCGCUAUCGGCUGCAUACAGCUACGACGCAGUUUGGGCUCUGGCCAGGACCUUUGACAUUCUCAUCAAAGAGAGGAACUGGACAGCCGCCACGCCAUUAAUCUGUCACAAGCCAACUCCGUGGUUGGGUGGCAAAAAUCUGCUUGGCUCUCUGCGCAAGAACAACAUGUCAGGACUCAAUGGACCACUACACUUCAACAGUGAAGGGUACAACGACAAUGCCGAAAUGGAGAUUCUAAGUUUGACAACCAACGACGAGAAUAUCACUAAAUUCUGGGCGAUCGGGACCUGGAACGUAGAAGGAGGCCUGAAUCUGACAGAGCCGGCAUUUACCAGGGAGAUCCACAGCUUUGAGAACACCACUCUUACGGUGGUAACUCUUGCGGAGAAACCUUUUAUAUUCAAGGACAUCACAGAAGACGGGCCACCAGCAUUUAGGGGGUUCCUCAUCGAUGUGCUCAACGAACUGAAGACGCAGUUAAAGUUCAGCUACACCAUUUUCGAAACGCCCGACCAGAAGUACGGAGCCAAGAACGAUGACACGGGAGAAUGGAACGGGAUGGUGGGGCAGCUCGUACAAAAGAGAGCACACAUUGCAGUCUCUGCCCUAACGAUAACAUCGGAGAGAGAAGAUGUCGUGGACUUUACCAAGCCGUAUAUGGACUACGGUGCAACGAUUCUCCUCAAGAAGCCAGAACAGAAAUACAACGUGUUUGCCUUCCUGGAGCCAUUCAACUUCCAAGUCUGGGCGUGCAUCCUUGGAUCCAUCCUCAUAGUAGGUUUUAUCCUGUACAUCCUGAACAGGAUCAGCCCCUACAGCUCUUUUGGUACAGACGAGCCAGAUGCAGACGCCUUCAACCUGUCGAAUAGCGUGUGGUUUGCGUAUGGGUCUCUAGUUCAACAAGGAGGUGAAGCUAACCCCCGUGCAUCGUCAGGCCGCAUGUUGAGCGGCUUCUGGUGGUUCUUCACCCUCAUUAUGAUCUCCACCUACACCGCCAACCUCGCGGCUUUCCUCACGGUGACACGGAUGGACACCCCCGUCCGAUCAGUCGAUGACCUCGCUGCCCAAACAUCCAUGCCCUACGGGACAGUGGAGGACAGUAGUCUCUACACGUUCUUCAAGGCCUCCAGUAUAGGCGUGUACGAACGGAUGUGGGAUUUCAUGAACAACUCCAACACAUUCGCAACGACAGUUGAAGAUGGGUACGCUAAGGUCUUGUCGGAGGACUAUGCUUUUAUUUGGGAAAACCCUUCCUUGGACUAUCUGAAGCUGACUAACUGUGACUAUACCACCAUUGGAAGACCGUUCAAUAUGAAAGGGUACGGGAUUGCGCUACAAGAAGGCAUGAGCUUAAGAGACCAGUUAUCUAUCAGCAUACUGAAAAUGCAGGAGUCUGGUAAGAUGGACGAGUUAAAGGGAAAAUGGUGGCCGACAGAGAACGCAAACUGUCCUGCCGAAUCCUCCUCCCAGCAGAGCAAGGCUAGCGAGUUGGGGCUGAACAGUGUAGCAGGGGUGUUCUAUGUGCUCGCGCUGGGAGUCGGCAUUUCUAUCGUCAUCGUCCUCAUAGAGAUCAUCUGGUGGCUGCUGCGGGGUGAGGGGAAGCUAAAACGUCCCAAACCCAAGAACGACAAGAUUGUUUUGGAAGAAGUAGAAAGAAUCGAGAUCAAACACAUCCCGAACGACUCGACAUCGAGCAACGGUAAAAGGAAGAUAUGGACUCACGUCGGCAACAGCGUCUAGAAAUGCUCCGGUGAUUUUCAUGUGGAAGUAUGUAUGUAAAUGUCCCCUUGUGCAAUCCCAAUCCCACUUUCUGACACCAUCUUUUUCAUGAGUGUGUAUAUACGAAAGGACGAGGAAGAGAUUUCCCAAAUGUGGUAUACAGAAGACGUUAUCAACGUAGAUGAUUGUAGUACCAAUAGGUCCAUCCUAGAGCUACUCGACAUUGCAUUGCUACUGAUAGUAAUAAGACAAGUAAAGUCAGUAGAUAAGUACGUUAGUCUCUACUGGACUUCCUGUGUUGCUGGAAAGAUAGUAUAAAUUUACAAAAUAGGCUGAAGAAUUUGCCAGAGGCGUUAGCCGGCCAUAAAGUUACACACAGGUAACCGUAGAAU